ACUGUCUUGUUAUCGCAUUUGAAAACGGCAUAUAAUAUGUUAAAAAAUUAAAAAUAUUAUAACUUGUAUAUAGGUACUAUAUCUUUUUAGGUUUUUUUUUUUUACUCCUAACGGUUUUGGAAAUUACGGAAAUGAUCAUCGUCGCUCAGAACACCAAUCGUUCUGUCAUCGGAUCGCAUUCCGAUUAAAUCUUUUCGAGCUGCUGCGACAUGAUGUCGAUUCCGACCAACAAUCUCAAGCUGGCAGUGGAAAUGGCAACUCGAGUAGAAUCAGCUCUAGCAAAACGGGUCGGCGACCAACCGGAGGCCCAAUGUGCGCCCCCUCAACAGGCUACUUCGCAGCUCAAAACCCAAUUCGAAAUCAAUGACUUGGCAGACACUGAUCGUAUACUACUCACCAGCAAGUCCAUACAAAAUGACAUUGAAGAAUUUUCAGGUACGGUGAUUGUUACUAGAGGACGAUACUUAACUCCAAAAGAAAAAAAUCAAGCAUCAUCAGAGCGAUCAUUACAUUUACUUAUCAAAGGGCCAAAAAAACAAAAUUUAGAUCUUGCUAUUCAAAAAAUCCAAUCACUUAUUCAACGAGACAAAGAUAUGUCUAAACAUCCGAAUUUGACAUCUGGCCCUUUAAUUAAUGGAGCCGGAAUUGAAAAAGUUCUAAUUGGCUUAGACCAUGCACCUCCAGCUUUUGACCUCAGAAAUAAAAUAUUAGGCUUAAACGGAGCUAAUCUUCAUUAUAUAAUGAAUGAAACAGGGGCUGUAGUAACUAUGCGAGGACGAGGUUCUGGAUUUAUUGAGGCUAAUGGACAAGAAUCAGUUGAACCUUUACAUCUAUGUGUUGAACAUGCAAAAAAUGAAGUAUUACAAAAUGGUAGACAAUUAGCUUUCAAUUUAAUUGAAACUAUUCAAAAUGAAUAUAGUGCUACAUAUGCAUCUAAUCAUGUUGCACCACCACCCAAUAUUGCACACCAACCAUCAAAUGUACACAUCCAACAACCACAAGUAAUUCAUCAACAAACUAUUCAAACCAAUAAUGGUCAAAUACCACAAAUGAAUCCAACUCAAUAUCAAACUGUUCAAGUAGCAGCACAAACUGGAAUGAUGACAUUACAAGAUGGUUCUCAAGUGGUACAAACAUCUGUUGCUAAUGUUCAAAUGCCGUUAUUUACCCAACAAGCUGUACCUCAAUUAAUGGCUGUUCCUCCACCAGUAAUGGGAGGUCACCAACAACAACAACAACCAGCACAAAACACUCAGGGGCCAACUCAUAUAGCUUCUUUAGGUCAGCAUCAAGCAUCAAUUAUGCCUCAAAUUCAAACACAAGUAGUCAAUCAGCAACAACACCAACUUCCAUUAUCUGUCACGCCAGUCAGUUAUUCAGCAAUUCAAUCACAGCAACAGCAGCUUAUUCAGCAGCAAGCAAUACAAACUAAAAGUUUAGAAAAUGUUCAACACACCCCAUCUGUAACUCAUACUACUCCUACAACACUAGCUAAUGGUGUUAUUCCUCAUACGCAGGCAUUUAUGACUCAAGCUGCACUUCCUAUUCAAUAUAUUCAAACAUCUAAUGGCCAAAUUAUUGCAUACCAACCACAAGUUCAAUCAAGUACAUUCCAAAUGGCUCAAUCUCCUAAUAUAGGUCAAGUGACUCAAUUAAGCCAACAGUCCAACUCUGGGUUAAUCGGUACCACUUACAUACUUGGUAACCAAAUGGCACAAUAUCAACAACCUUCUGGCCAACCAGGUCAAGUUAUGAUUGUGCAAUACCAACAACCACCACCAGCCGAAAUUCAACAACCUGCUGUACAGACUAUUCAUUUACAACAAACACAAUCUGGUCAAUUGAUCCCAGCAAACAUUCCUAAUGGCCAAUUAAUUGUACAACAGACACCAGGGCAACCUGCUCAAAUACAAAUGAUGAUGCCUCAACUAAAUCAGUUCCAAAAUCUUCAACCACAAAUUAUACAAAACUUGCCAGGUCUUUUACAGUCGCAAGUUAGUCAAGCAUCUACUCAACAGUUGUUACUCCAACAGCAAGGCAAGACGUUUACACAACAAACAACUUCACCUGGUGGCAAUCAGUUAAUGUCACUGCCAAUAUCUCAUCAGAUUUUACAGUCGCAAGGCAAUGGUAUAGUUACAAUGACACUUCCACAACAGCAGCCACAACAAUCACAUAAACCUCAACAUCAGUUGAUUCAAACACAAAUGUCAGAUAAACAACAAGUCAUCUACAAACAAGAUGACAGCCAUCAACCUAUUAUGAUACAGCAAGGACAGCAGCAGUCCAUUCAGUAUUUUCAACAAAGCAAUCAAUUUCAAUAUCAGCCUUUAAAACGGUCAUAUGAAAUGGUUGUAUCAGAAGGUGGAGGAAUUACUGGAGCUAAAAUAAUAAGAACUGGACCAUCUUCAGUUACUGGUAAUGAUGGUAAUGAUGACAACCAAAUACGCCAACUGACAAUUAAUGGUAUGGUAGCUACAUCAAAUACAGGGAGACGUACUCCGCAGACUAAUUUUCAGCAUCAAUUAGCAACAGGUGCCUCAAACAUUACAGGUGAUUCGCGAUCCAAAGAAUGUUUAAAUAUGAAUUCCAAAGAAGAUUUAAAUAAACAAGUUGACAGAAAUAAACAACAGAGAUAUCAAUUUUAUCCAGGACGUGGAUAUGAACCUGAUCAACGAUCAGGUACUCCAAUAUCAGAAUCUAAUCGAACACAAUCUGUGACAUUCACAGUAUUACCUGAUCCUAUGAGAAAUCAAACUUUUACUCCAGCUCAAGCUGCUGAUCUACAACAACAGCAUCAACAGCAACAACAACAACAACAGCAGCAGCAGCAGCAGCAACAACAGCAACAGCAACAGCAACAGCAGCAGCAGCAGCAACAACAACAGCAGCAGCAACAGCAACAACCACAGGGUACAAUUACGUACCAAACCCAGCAACAAAUACCAUCGUAUUGGAUUCAGCAAGGUAGUUCUCCCCAAGAAGGUACUAUCACUGGCACAUCUCCUCCAAAAGAAGGAACACUCCAUUAUGUAGAUUAAUUUGCGAAUUGUUUAAAUCACACAUGUUCAAUAAAUUGAUUAGUUUCAUGUUUUUUUA
Molecule: messenger RNA, 3099 nt
Organism: Melanaphis sacchari
Lineage: Eukaryota; Metazoa; Arthropoda; Insecta; Hemiptera; Aphididae
Exons: 15
Coding region: 210-3041 (943 amino acids)
Cellular component (GO): nucleus
Molecular function (GO): RNA binding
Source: RefSeq, a predicted model, not a curated record